Gadus macrocephalus (Pacific cod) is the source of this 8669-nucleotide messenger RNA. RefSeq names its product von Willebrand factor (gene vwf). NCBI's taxonomy places the organism in Eukaryota, Metazoa, Chordata, Actinopteri, Gadiformes, Gadidae. Gene Ontology annotation, molecular function: protein binding. Gene Ontology annotation, biological process: blood coagulation; cell-substrate adhesion. The record is from RefSeq and is a predicted model, not a curated record. The coding region runs from base 30 to 8570 and encodes 2846 amino acids. Gene Ontology annotation, cellular component: extracellular matrix. The transcript is spliced from 54 exons.
CUCUGGGACCAGAAGCUGCAUCCAGCAUCAUGACGGGCUGGUGGCCAGAGCUACUCGUCGUCCUGCAUCUGACUGCAUGUGUGUCGAGCAUGUCGGGCCGCUGCAGCCUGUUCGGACGGCAUCACGUGCACACUUUUGACGGAGUGGUGUACGAGUUCCCCGGGGACUGCAGCUACCUGCUGGCCGGGGACUGCAGCCGGCGGUCCUACACCCUGCUGGGUGACUUCAUCGACGGCAGAAGAACAGGGGUCACGCUGUUCCUCGGCGACGCCUUCGAGCUGCGCCUGUCCGUCGACGGUAGACUGUCCCAGGGCAACAAAGGGCUUCCCCUUCCCUAUGCGUCUCACACCGUGUUUGUGGGGACAGAGUUGGGCUCCUACAAGCUCUGGAGCGAGGAGUUUGGCUUCACCGUAACCAUCGACCAGGCGGCCAACAUCGGCGUCAGCCUCAGCCGACACCACGCCAACCGCACCUGUGGCCUUUGCGGCAACUUCAACGCUCAGCCUGCAGAUGAAUACACUGCUCAAGAAGGGUUUCUAACAGAGGACAGUUAUGACUUCGCAAACUCCUGGGCGGUGAAAGGGCCCGAGCAGUCCUGUCAACGUGUGCCUCGUCCCAGCCAAUCCUGUAACAGUACCCAAGACACAGCAGCAAUCAUGUCCAGCUGCAGUAUACUGCACACCUCCAGUGUGUUCCUGCGCUGUGCCCACCUGGUCUCCCCUGAAGCCUUCCUGGCCCUGUGCGAGGAGGAGGCGUGUCACUGUAGUCAGAAGGAGGGGCCAGACUGCCACUGUCCAAUCCUACUCGAGUAUGCCCGUACAUGCCACGCCCACGGAGUCCUGCUCGACGGUUGGCUAGAGGAGACUGCGUGCACCCCCAAGUGUCCAAUAGGAAUGCAGUACAGUGCAUGCAGUAAGUCGUGCUCCACCACCUGCCAGAGUCUGAACAUCCAGGAGGUCUGUAAGGAGCAGUGUGUGGACGGCUGCACAUGCCCAGCGGGGAGGGUGCUGGAUGGCGAUCGCUGUGUGGAGGUGUCCCAGUGCUCCUGUGUCCACAAUGGUCGGCAUUUCCCCCCGGGAUCCACCAUCUCACAGGAGUGCAACACCUGCGUCUGUCGUCACGGUUCCUGGGAAUGCACCAAUGAAGGCUGUCCGGGUGAGUGCCUGGUGAUGGGGCAGUCCCACAUCAAGACCUUCGACAACAAGUUCUUCACCUCCACCGGGCCGUGCCAGUACCUGCUGGCGCGAGACUGCACUGACGGACAGUUCUCUGUCAUUGUGGAGAACGUCCAGUGUGCCGACGACCAGGACGCCGUGUGCACGCGCUCAGUCACCCUCACCCUGGCGCCGCUGGACAACAUGGAGGUGAAGCUGAAGCACGGCGGCGGGGUGUCCGUCAACGGCAUGGACAUCCAAACCCCAAUGCAUCAUGGUAGUCUACAUAUCCAGAGGUCUGUUCAGGCUGCGGUUCGUGUGAGGUUUGAAGAUGAUUUCCACCUGGACUGGGACGGUCGAGGCAGGGUGCUUCUGAAGCUUGGAUUGGCCUGGGCGGGACGCACCUGUGGUCUCUGUGGUAACUUCAACGGUAACCAAGGGGAUGACUUCCUGUCUGGCGCUGGACUGGUGGAGGCGGGCCCGCAAGCGUUCAGCCAAUCAUGGAGGAUCAGCGCAGACUGCGACUCCAUCGCCAGACCUGACAUGGACCCAUGUGCACUCAACCCCAAGAGAGUCCGAUUUGCAGAGGAGGCGUGUUCGGCGAUGACGUCAGAGGUCUUCCGGCCGUGUCACUUCCUGGUGAACCCGGGGCCCUUCCACAAGUUCUGCCGCUACGACGUGUGUGCGUGUGUGGACGGCGAGGAGUGCCUGUGCUCCGCCCUCUCCUCCUACGCCGCCAUGUGUGCGGCCAGGGGCGUGAUGCUGGAGUGGCGCUCGGCGGCGCUCUGCGAGAUGGAGUGCGGCGGGGGCCGGGUGUUCGAGGCGUGCGGGAGCGCGUGCGGCCGGACCUGCCGCUCCCUGUCCUCGGCCGAGGCGGGCUGCGAGGGCCAGCGCCCCUGUGAGGAGGGCUGCUUCUGCCCCGCGGGCCUCUACCUCAGCCAGGCCGGGGAGUGUGUGAGCGCCGCCCUCUGCGGCUGCCUGUACGACGGACAGCUGUACCAGCCCGGCGACGUCUACGCCGACCACCAGAGCCGAUGCACCUGUGAGAGCGGUGCCAUGAGCUGCAGCUCUGCUGAGAUGAGCAGCAACAUGCUGUCUGACCUCUUCUAUGAUGAUGACUUUGCACCAUCUAGAGAGCGCCGCGCCGCCCCCUGCCCGCCUCCUCUGACGCGGGCCGACUGUGGGCCCGGGCAGAAGGGGCUGGAGUGUGCCAGAACCUGCCGGAACGUGGACCUCCCCUGCAUCAGCCUGGCCUGCAUCAAGGGCUGCCUCUGCCCCCCUGGCACGGUUCGCCACAAGAGCGAAUGCAUUGCACCAGACCAGUGUCCCUGUUACCAUAACAACGUCAUGUAUGGCUCAGGCCAGACUGUUUCCAUGGACUGCAACACCUGUGUGUGUGAGAAGAGUAAAUGGCAGUGCUCCAACAAGGUGUGUGACGGAGUGUGUCGCACCGUCGGCCAAGGCCACUACAUCACCUUUGACGGCCUCAAGUACUCCUUCCCCGGACUCUGCCAGUAUGUCCUGGUCCAGGACAUGUGUGACGGGAGGGACGGCUCAUUGCGUGUUUUGGUGGAGAACGAGGGCUGUGGCGUAGCAGAACACCGCUGUGGUAAAUCCAUCUCCGUCUACUACCAGGGAGGACUGAUCACGAUGCAACAUGGACAGGUGAAGAUGAGGAGGCCCGUGCUGCAGGGCUCAGAGGUGGAGAUUGUACAUUCCGGUCAGUUCUACAUCCUUCUCCUCGGUAAACACAUCUCCAUCAGCUGGGACCAAGGCACCCAUCUCCUGGUCCACAUCUCUGCCCAAUACAGGGGUCAAGUGUGUGGGCUCUGCGGUAACUUUGACGGCAACGUUAACAACGACUUGGUGAGCAGCAACAACCAGCUGGAAGUUGGGUUUGCCCACUUUGGUAACUCCUGGAAAGUCAAGCCAAGUUGUGCUGAUGUCACUGAGCCGCCCGCCCCCUGCAGUGACAGUGUGGCCAGGCUGAUCACUGUGGAGCAGGCCUGCGGUGUGCUCACUGGCUCCCACUUCCAGCAGUGCAACAGCCAAGUGGAGGCAGAGCCGUACAUUGAGAUGUGCGUGGAGGCGGCGUGCUCGUGUCCGUCCGUGGGUGACUGCGCGUGUUUCUGUGAUGUUAUAGCGGCCUACGCUCAGGCGUGCUCUGAGAAGGGCGUGUCCGUCAGCUGGAGGCACAAUGGCCUUUGUCCGAUGAGUUGUGACGAGCUCAACCCCAGCAUCCCGGCAGCGGGGGAGGAGCUGUGCCAGUGGAGGUACAACAGCUGUGGCUCCGCCUGUCCACUCACCUGUCAGCACCCAGAGCCCCUCCACUGCCCUCUCACCUGUGUGGAGGGUUGCCAUGCCAACUGUCCCCCAGGCCAGCUGCUGGACGAGGUGACCCUGCGCUGUGUGGAGCCCUCCCAGUGCCAGGUGUGCCUCCACGAGGGUCAGAGAAUCUCUCACGGGGUCAAGGUCAUCCUCAACCAUGACGAUCCAAAGCACUGCAAGAUAUGUCACUGUGAGAACAACAGACUGAGCUGUGAGGACUGCACCGCUGUGGACACGCUCCCCACCACGACGCCCGGCCCCGGCUUCGCCACCUCCACCGUGCUGCCCUUCUCCACCAUGGUGCCCGCCGGCGGGUGCGACCGCGCCAUGGACCUGGCCUUCCUAUUGGACGGCUCCACGGCGCUGAGCGAGGCCGACUUCCAGAAAGUGAAGGACUUCAUCGUGCGCGUGGUGGACCCCUUCAGGAUGGGCUCUGCGCACACGCGCGCCACCGUGCUCCUCUACCACUCUGGGGUCAAAACGAACGAGCUGCAGGUCCAGAAGUGGCUGUUCAAGAAGAACGUGCGUGAGCUGCGCUACACGGGCGGAAGCGCCGCCUUCCUGGACGAGGCCAUCAAGUACCUCGCCAUCAACAUCUACGACAAGAACAAGCGCGAGCACGCCGGCCGCGUGGCCAUCAUCCUGACGGCCAGCGCCAACCCCCGCCACCUGCGCACCACCGUCAAGAUGCUGCGCAAGAAGAGCAUCACCACGCUGACGGUGGCCCUCGGCCCCGGGGUCAGCAUGAGCCAGAUCAACGAGAUCACCGCCGCCAACAAGGACAACCGCGCCUACGUGCUGAGCAGCCCCGCCGAGCUCACUGACCAGCUCCUCGAGCUCAAGGACCACCUCUGCACCCUCGGCAUGGAACCCGAAGUACCCAAGCCUCGGACCACCAGGGCCCCCACCACCACCCCUACCCCCGCCACCGCCAGCACCUCCACCCUCCAGCCGACCCGCGUGGUACCCAAGCAGGGCGCGAUCCUACCGCCCGUCACCCCGGCCCCGUCCUCGGCCUCCGGCCGGUCCCCCGUCACCACGGCGACCCCCUCCGCCCCCGUGGACGUCACGUUCUUGGUGGAGGGCUCGGAGUCGGUGGGGGUGGACAACUUCAACCGCUCGCUGCUCUUCAUCGAGCAGGUGGUCUCGAAGAUGAGCCGGGAGCACAGGCACAUCCGCGUCACCGUCGUCCAGUACUCGCUGACCGUCACCGUGGAGAUCCGGCGCUGGGAGCUGUGGCAGAGCGGCAUCCUGUGGCGCCAGCGCCUGAGGGAGAUCCGCUGGAGGGGGGGCGCCCAGACCAACACGGGGGCCGCCAUCAGCACCACCUAUCAGGAAACCAGCUGGCAGCGACCCACCGCCCCGGGGCCCCCCGUCCCCCAGCUGGUCUUCCUGAUCACGGAGAGCGCCCCCACGGAUGAGGUGAAGCCCCCCCCGAGGGGCAGCACCACCCACGUCUACCCCAUCAGGGUGGGCACCCAGAUAGACGAGGACGUCCUGCUGCCGUUCAGCACGCCCCCCAGCCCCCUGAGCGUGCCGCACUGGGGGCACCCGUCGGUGCCCGAUGUGGUCAACAUGGUCAUCAACAUCACGCGGCAGAGCCUCACACCCUACUUCCCCACGCUUCCCCCCCUCAACCCCCUGCCCUCAGCCCCCUGUCAGACGCCUCUGGACCUGCUGUUCCUGCUGAGGGCUGGUGAAAAGUUUGAGGACAUGAAGACCUUCGUCAAAGCCUUCGUCAAGCAAGCUGAAAUCGGCCCCAACAUGACCCAGGUGGGCGUGGUCCAGUAUGGCUCCGCCCCCUCCCCCACUGCAGAGGUCACAUGGGAGGACGUGCAGAGCACAUCUAAUCUGCUCAACCUGAUAGAGGACAUACACAGCAGGACCGUUACUGCCCCUGCAUUGGGCUCUGCGCUGCAGUUUGCCAUCCAAACAGCCCUCAGUGGUGGGAGAGCAGGGGUGCCCAAGGCGGUGGUAAUGCUGGUGACAGACAGGUCAUCAGAUAAUGUCCAAAAGGCCGCCAAUGAGGCGCUGGUCGCAGGCGUCUCCGUGUUCCCCAUCGGGGUGGGCACUGACUACGAUCGGGCGGAGCUCAGUGCGCUCGCUGGUGACCAUGGUUACCAAGACAACACGCUGCACCUGAACAGCAUGGAUCAACUGCUGAUGCUGCUGACGCUGGACCACCAAUACCCGGAGAGGAUCUGCAGAGCUGGUCCUCCGAGGGUGUGUGUGGAUGAUAAUGGAAAACAAAGAGAGCCGGGCGAGUCCUGGCUGCUGGCCGAGGGCUGCCACACCAUGCGCUGCUCCGCAGACAGACAGGUGAUCAUGCAGAGCCACAAGGUCAGCUGUGACCGGCUGGAGCCGCCCGCCUGCAGGAACAACAUGCCUCCCGUCAGGGUGCAGGAGACCUGCGGCUGCCACUGGGAGUGCCAAUGUACGUGCAUCGGGAGCUCCACCAGUCACGUGAUGAGGUUCGACAGCGUGGCUCUGAGGCUGGGGGGCGAGGGCAGCUGCUACUACACGCUGUUGACCAUCGCCAAGGGCCUCAGCCCGGGGUCGGAGGUCAGGCUCCUCAGCGGCCCCUGUCCCGACUCUGGGAGCCACUACCCGCUCUGCGUCAAGGCCAUGGAGGUGAUCCACGGGACGUCCAAGCUGGUUCUGAAGGACGACUUGACGGCGGUGCUGGACGGGGAGGAGCUGUCCCUGCCCUGGCGGUCCGGGGGGCUGCAGGUGAACGGCCACUCGGGGCUCUCCCUGGUGGUGCGCUCGGACCACGGCUACCUGCUGCUGUUCACGCCGCAGAAGAACGAGUUCACCCUCACCCUGCUGGGCUCCUCGGCGGGCAGCCGCACCGCAGGGCUCUGUGGUGUGUGUGGGGACGACAGCCUCAACCAGCUCACGCUGCGUGACGGUAGCCUCACCUCCGAGCCGCGGGCCUUCAUCUCCAACUGGACCGUCCCGCAGGCCUCCGGCCUGUGUGUGCCCAUGGCCAGCGCGGUGUGCGAGUCCGGGGCCCCGCUGGGCUGCCAGGCCCUGCGCUCUGACGUCUUUGAGCCGUGCCACGCCCAUGUGCCCGUCUCCCUCUUCCUCGCCAAAUGCGAGGAGCAGGCGUGCAUGGCCUCGGACGUGUGUGAGUUCAUCUCCACCUACGCGCUGCUCUGCAGGCAGAGAGGGGUGUGCGUGGACUGGAGAAGCCCGCAUCUGUGCCCCAUGCAGUGCUCCGGCUCCAUGGAGUACGACGCCUGUCGGACGGGCUGUGUGGAGGACUGUGGCAGCGUACUAGCGUUGCCGGGCAACAGAGCAGCUCCUGCGGGUAACGAGUCGCUGUGUGCGGAGACGCCGGCCGAAGGGUGCUUCUGUCCCGGUGGUACGGUGGUGCACCGUGGGCGGUGUGUGCCCCCCGACGCAUGCAGCCAGUGCGUGGACCAGCGUGGACACACACAUGGGUAUAUGCAGAGCUGGGUACCAGAGGAGAACCCGUGCUCUAUCUGCAUGUGUUUGGACCAACAACACAUCAACUGCACUGCGCAACCCUGCCAUGAUGCCAAAGCUCCACAGUGCGGACCUUGUGAGAUCCUGCAGACAAGGCGAGGCUCUCAGUGCUGUCCUGAGUACGAGUGUGUGUGUGAUCUGGUGAGCUGUGUUCUGCCUGAGGUUCCCCGCUGCAUGGACGGACAGCAGCUGGUCCUGAAGAACCCCGGGGAGUGCCAGCCUGUGCACGCGUGCGAUUGCAAAAAGGAGUGUCCUCCACAAGAGCCCAUCUCCUGUCCCGCCCACCGCCGGCCCGCGGUCAGGAAGACCCUGUGCUGUGAUGUGGCUGAGUGUGUGUGUGACUGCCUCAACACCACACACACCUGUCCCCCGGGCUUCAGCACAUCCUCCUCCACCAACGACUGCGGCUGCACAGAGACCACCUGCCUGCCAGACAAGGUGUGUGUUGUCGGGGGAGUGGUUUACCCCGUGGGGAACCAAUGGGAAGACGGAUGUCAGAAGUGCAGCUGCUCACAGCUCCAGGACCAGCACACGUCGCUGCACAUCGCCCAGUGUGUCCCGCCAGUCUGUGACCAGGACUGUGCAUCAGGCUUGUCCUACGUGCCCUCGGAGGGGGAGUGCUGUGGCCGAUGCAGGAAGACCAGCUGUGUGGUGUGGGAGGGAAGGAGGCGAGGAGACUCCUUGAUAGGGAGACGACUCAGACAGGUGGGGGAGGUGUGGAGGUCUCCAGAAGAUAAGUGUGUCCUCCUCUCGUGUUUGAAGAUGAGCGACGAGGUGUUCAUCACCUCCUCCAACGUCAGUUGCUCCAGAAUGGAAACUCCCGCCUGCCCCCUGGGAACGUCGCUCAGCUGUGACACAUUGGACUGCUGUCCCCGCUGCCGCUGUGAUCCCAUAGACGCAUGUGUCCUCAACCAAACUGUGAUAGGAGCAGGGGAAAGGAUGAUGGUGGACGCGUGUACAAACUGUGAGUGCUUCAUGGAGAACGGGCCUGUGAAGAAAUACAGACUAUCCUGCAGAAAAACCCACUGUUCCACCUGCCCUGAGGGUUACACGAAGGAGGCGGAGCCAGGGGCCUGUUGUGCCCGCUGUAUUCCCACGGCGUGCGUUCUGACCCAGCCAGACGGACGCAUCGUCAGUCUGCAGAUAAACUCAACACGCGAAGAAGGCUGCAACUUAUACACCUGUGGGAUCAACGCAAAAGGAAACCUGGUCAUGCAGAAUAGAAUGACCACCUGCCCUCCGUUUAACCAGCAAGGCUGCCUGGACGCGGGGGGGAAGGUCAGUCUCAUCGGGACCAGCUGCUGUGAGAUGUGUACGGAGCCGGAAUGCAGAAAGACAAAGGGAACACUCGGCUACAUCACGAUCGGGGACUGCAAGUCAGAGCAAAGGAUAGAGUUGAACUAUUGUGAGGGGAAGUGUCACAGCAGGACCUCGUACUCCCUUGAGGCGGCCGUGCUGCAGCAGGAGUGUGUGUGCUGCUCCCCCCAGAAGACCGAGGCGCUCAGCGUCCCCGUCCUCUGUGGCAACGGCACCCAGAGCCUCCACACAGUGCAGUCGGUGACCGAGUGCGACUGCGUGUCUAAACACUGCACCUAGACGGGAUGAACCCCAACAGAGAGAUUUAUUUGAUUUCAUCUGCAUUUGUUAUCCGUGUACCGAGUUUGUAUCAUGUAAUAAACACCCAGUAUAAACCUC